Molecule: messenger RNA, 2369 nt
Organism: Ochlerotatus camptorhynchus
Lineage: Eukaryota; Metazoa; Arthropoda; Insecta; Diptera; Culicidae
Exons: 3
Coding region: 227-1189 (320 amino acids)
Source: RefSeq, a predicted model, not a curated record
CACCGCGUUGAGUCAUCGUUUUUUUUUGUGCUAAUCGUAGAAAACAAAAAUCGUUAAAUUAGUGGAAAAUUCUUAAUUUUCUGCUAAAAUUAUAGCUCAGUGUUGUUUCCGAAAGUAAGUACACUACCCAAAACGUGAAAGUUAUCCCAGAAUUGACAUCAAUUUCCUGACUGCUUCUUUUGCACCAUCUGCGGAGUGAAAACGUUUGGCAAACGUAGCGAACAAGAUGGCCUCAUCACUGAACCGAAUUUUUACCAAAAAAAUCGAUCCCACCGUCUACGAGUACGAAGCCGAGCAGGAGGAAGACGAGUUUAUGGGAUUCAGCAGCGGAAGCGAAACGGAGUCGAUUUCCGAAAGAGACAGCGAUGAAGAUGGAUCGCUGGUCGGGAAAAGGAGACGCACAUCCGGUGGCGUAGCGCCCGCGUCUCGAAAGACAGAUGAAGAACGCAAGUUAAUGCGAAAUCCAACCAGACGACCGAAUCCCAAGAUUUCCAACCGUAAUGCGUUGUUGGCACGGGAAAACCGCCGCCGCAAGAAGGAACAUGUCGAACAUUUGGAGAAGGAAGUGGAUGAGCUGAAGGAAUGCAACGGCAGAAUCCGGAAGGUGUUGAAGAAAAAGUGCAAAUUGGUAGACCAGCUGACGCGAGAGAGAAACUAUCUGAAGAGCGUCAUUGCAAAUAGAACGGGAAUAAUGGCAGUGUUGAAAUCGGUUCAGCGAGCGGGAUUACCGAUGACUUCCUCUGGAUUGAGCUACGUGACGGAACCGAUGAUGCAACAGCCGCAGCAGCACCAGCGACGGAAUGGAAGUAGCAGCGACGAAGGUCUCGGAUCUUCACCACAUUCAAUGCUGACGGACGAGGACAAGUUCAACCCACACGAUUUAGGUAUGAUGGGGGCAGGGCAGGAAGUGCCAUUCGAGGAGGAGUUCAGUCGACUGCCCGACGUGGAUGAGUUAUUGUCGACGAUGGCAGGCGGAGAUCGAUCCAGCAGUAGCAGCAGUGAGCAAGUAAUUACCACAGAGCAUAACUAUUUCGAACACAGUAAUCACAGCUCGUUGGAAUCAGGUUCCGCAGCGGGAGCGGGCGUUUGCAUCCACAUCGUUCCCGGGGGACGUGUUUCGGUGGAGUUUUGUGCGUCCUGUGCGCUAAGCUCCCAGCGAGCCUGGCUCGAGGAAGCCGAGGAACGAUGAAUCAGGUUUAAGUAGAAUGUCGGUAUCAUUUUUUCUAUACUUCUAUUAUUAUAAGACACAAUCUCACGCAUUGUUAUUGAUAGGAAUGCGCUACUUAGAGGGCAUGAUAGGUCCAACUAGUUUCCGUUCUUUUUUGCUUUUGUUAAGAAGAAGGAAGAUCUAUUAUUAGGGCUACCACAUGAAUGAUUCCUUACCCUUCCUUUUUCUAAUUCCCAUAUAUCUACUGUUAUUCAUUACAUUAACAUCUCAAUAGAACCGCUCAGUAUGAGGAGAAAACAAGUUGGAGUAAUGACAUAUAGAAUAAAAGCUCAAGAUUGCCCAUGUCGAAACAGGAAAAAACACGUUAUUAGUUAAUGUAUGUGUUGCAUUUUCAGCUGGCUGAAGGGCACAGAAGCGGCUGGAAGAAAGAGGGAGCAACUUCAAGCUAACUGAUGCAGAUUUUCAACGGCUUUUGUACGGAAUAAGCCGGGCAAUAGUGGAUCAGCCAACCCCUCGGGAUCGCAGCUUGUUCCAAUGUGGGACGACAGUUUAUCCCUCUUCUCUAGACUCUCGUUUGUUCCCUAAAGAAUGUAUCGAACCAAUGUCUUCGUCAUCCGACGAAAGGGUCGCAGCAGUCCAACUCGACGGAGCGGUGAAAUGAGAACGUCCCGAAUUAUGGCAGAGACACUCAUUCCACCCGGGGAUCGUCGAGUUGGACUCGGCCCUUCCUACCGCUCCUUCACUCUGAAACACGUUGCUCUCAUGCCGCUUUCUCUGUGAUUGAAACUUGUUCUUUCAGAAAGUUGGCCGUUCAAAAGCUGGAAGACGCCACCAGAGCCAAGCCAGGCCAGAAGCGAUCGAUACAUUGUAACGGCUGUGCCUUCUUUUCGGUAGGUAUUCUAUUGCCAUUAUCUCCAACUUGUCCACACAUUUGUUGAAUAAUUUCUAUAAUAUUUUCACCAAACCGAACAAACACAACCAACCGUUAACCGUUAAUGAAUGAAUCAAUGUACCUAAAUCUCAUCACUAGGACGAGAGAAAAGAAAAAAACCAAGAGUCAGAAUGUUUUGUUUCUUAUGUUAUAUAAAGAGUAAGUAAUCGGAUAGGAGAUAGAGGUAAGAUUUACGUUUUAGGCACUACAUACUAUUAUUGCAGAUUAUUUAAAUGAUAAACUACAUAACAUAUAUUAUUGAUAAUAAAA